Aureobasidium namibiae CBS 147.97 is the source of this 429-nucleotide messenger RNA. RefSeq lists its product as uncharacterized. The record is from RefSeq and is a predicted model, not a curated record. Lineage: Eukaryota; Fungi; Ascomycota; Dothideomycetes; Dothideales; Saccotheciaceae. Bases 1 to 429 code for a protein of 142 amino acids. The transcript has 4 exons.
AUGUUGACAGGUAUCGCCCACAUAAAUCUUACGGUUCCCACGAACUCGCUAGAUGAAGCGGAGGAGUUCUACAGCAAGACUCUUGGUAUGCAGCGCGUCCCGGUUCCCGCUUUACAAAAGGCUUGCUUGAGCCGUGACUCACAAGCAACACUCAGGUUCGACAUCACACCAAACGGUCAGCAAGUCCAUAUCGCCUUCGGCCCAGAUAGUGAGGAAUCUUCUCGCCACCCAUGUUUCCGCGUAGAGUCUCAAGAAGCUCUUCUGAAGCUCCAGAAACGCGUGUUUGAGCAUUUCGAAGCCGGAGGCAAAGGAGCCCCCAAAGCGGCUGAUAAGCCUGGAGCGGAGAACUCAGGCGCAAAAGGGGUAGAGUACCCAAGCAGAUUCUUUGCGAGAGAUUACGCUGGAAACCGACUCGAAUUUAGCGUGUGA